This is a messenger RNA of Chroicocephalus ridibundus (black-headed gull), 6256 nucleotides long. RefSeq names its product calpain 7 (gene CAPN7). Gene Ontology annotation, biological process: proteolysis. NCBI's taxonomy places the organism in Eukaryota, Metazoa, Chordata, Aves, Charadriiformes, Laridae. The transcript has 21 exons. Gene Ontology annotation, molecular function: calcium-dependent cysteine-type endopeptidase activity. Bases 81 to 2522 code for a protein of 813 amino acids. The record is from RefSeq and is a predicted model, not a curated record.
CGGAGCCGGUGGCGGUGGGGUGGGUUUGGCUUGGAGGGGCGCUGCUGUCGGUGGGCGGCGGCACCGGCAGGGGACCGGCUAUGGAUGCCACCACGCUGGAGCUGGACGCGGUGAAGUUCGCGCAGCUGGCGGUGCAGCGGGACCAGAGCGGGCGCUACCAGGAAGCUGUCUUCUAUUACAAGGAAGCUGCACAAGCUUUGAUUUAUGCUGGGAUGGCAGGGUCCAACUUGGAAAAUAUUCAAGAAAAAAUAAAUGAGUACUUGGAGAGAGUUCAAGCUCUCCAUUCAGCAGUUCAGUCACAGAACACAGACCCUCUGAAGUCAAAACAACAGUUGGACUUGGAGCGUGCUCGCUUCCUAGUUACACAGGCUUUUGAUGAAGAUGAUAAAGGCAACGCAGAAGAAGCUAUAGAGUUGUACACAGAAGCAGUGGAACUCUGUUUGAAAACAGCUAAUGAAACUUCAGAAGCAGGCCCCCAGUCAAAACUGAAACAGCUGGCUCGGCAAGCACUGGAUAGAGCAGAGGCACUGAAGGAAUCUCUGUCAAAGUCAUCUCAGAAGGAGAAGUCAACUGCAGCUAAACCAAAUCAGCCAGUCAGAACAUUCUUUCCAUUGGGACCUGAUUUUUCUUUAAAUGAUAAACCACAGACGAUCAGAGCAGUACAAGCUAGUGAAUCUCAAGGCCAGAGAUACACUGCAGAGGAGAUUGAAGUACUCAGGAAGACUUCAAAAAUUAAUGGCAUUGAAUAUGUACCUUUCAUGAGUGUUGAUCUCAGGGAACGUUUUGCCUUCCCUAUGCCAUUUUCUGAUAAAUGUGGGAAGUUACCAUUAUCCCCCAAACAGAAAGCAAUGUUUGCCAAGUGGGUGCGACCAGAUGACAUAACAAAUAACCCUACGAUGAUUUAUACUGUAUCAAGUUUCAGCAUAAAGCAGACAAUAGUAUCAGAUUGUUCUUUUGUGGCAUCACUAGCAAUCAGUGCAGCAUAUGAAAGAAGAUAUAACAAAAAAUUGAUCACAAGUAUAAUUUACCCUCAGAAUAAGAAAGGAGAACCAGAAUAUAAUCCAUGUGGCAAAUACAUGGUGAAGCUUCAUAUCAAUGGUGUACCUAGAAAGGUAAUCAUAGAUGACCAGUUACCUGUUGAUCAUAGUGGGGAACUUCUCUGCUCUUAUUCUAACAAUAAGAAUGAAUUAUGGGUAUCGCUAAUAGAAAAGGCUUACAUGAAAGUCAUGGGAGGAUAUGAUUUUCCUGGAUCAAAUUCUAAUAUUGAUCUUCAUGCACUGACUGGUUGGAUACCUGAAAGAAUUGCUAUGCACUCGGACAAUCAAGCUUUCAAUAAAGACAGUACUUUCAGAAUGCUUUAUCAGAGAUUUCACAAAGGAGAUGUCCUUAUCACAACAGCAACAGGGGUGAUGUCUGAAGAGGAAGGAGAAAAAUGGGGUUUAGUUCCAACCCAUGCAUACGCAGUCUUGGAUAUAAGAGAAUAUAAGGGACUUCGAUUUCUUCAGUUAAAAAAUCCCUGGAGCCACUUACGUUGGAAAGGACGAUACAGUGAAAACGACACAAGAAAUUGGACCCCAGAUUUACAAAAAUAUUUGAACUUUGAUCCCAGAACAGCUCAGAAAAUAGACAACGGCAUUUUCUGGAUUGCCUGGGAGGACCUGUGCCAGUACUAUGAUGUUAUUUAUUUGAGUUGGAACCCAAGUCUUUUUAAAGAAUCUACAUGUAUUCACAGUACUUGGGAUGCAAAGCAAGGGCCGGUGAAGGACGCCUACAGCCUGGCUAAUAAUCCUCAGUACAAGCUUGAGGUCCAGUGUCCACAGGGUGGUGCUGCUGUCUGGGUUCUGCUUAGCAGGCACAUCACAGAUAAGGAUGACUUUGCACACAAUCGGGAAUUCAUUACAAUGGUUGUAUACAAGACUGAUGGCAAAAAAGUUUACUAUCCAGCUGAUCCUCCUCCGUAUAUUGAUGGUAUUCGGAUCAACAGUCCUCAUUAUCUGACCAAGAUAAAGCUGACCUCUCCGGGGACACAUACGUUUACCUUAGUGGUGUCCCAGUACGAGAAACAAAACACUAUCCAUUACACCAUCAGGGUGUAUUCCUUGUGCAAGUUCACCUUUUCCAAGAUUCCUACACCCUACACCAUUUCGAAACGGGUUAAUGGACAGUGGAAAGGUCACAGUGCUGGAGGAUGUGGAAACUUCAGAGACACCUACAAAAAUAACCCCAUUUAUCAAUUCCAGCUGGACAAGAAUGGGCCAUUAUUAAUUGAACUACGGGGACCAAGGCAAUACAGCGUUGGUUUUGAACUCGUCACGGUCUCAACAGUAGGAGAUCCUGGUUCCUAUGGCUUUCAGAAGAAGAGCAGUGGUGACUACAGGUGUGGAUUUUGCUACUUGGAAGUGGAGAACAUAUUUGCUGGAGUUUACAACAUUAUCCCCACCACAUUCCUGCCUCAGCAAGAGGGUCCUUUUUUCUUAGAUUUUAACAGUGUUACUCCUAUUAAGGUAUCGCAGCUGCAGUGAGGAGACAGAUCUGCGCGUUAGCGUUUAAGGAGGUGGUUUUGAUCUGUCCUACAGUCUCAGAACAGGUGAAUAACUCGUACUGCACAUAUGCAUAAAAGAAAAUUACAUUGAAAGUUAUAACCAAAAGCAUGGAAUCACCAAUUAGCCAGUUAAUUGUGGUAGACAAUUAGCUGUGGGUUUUGCUGCUACGGUAUUGGAGUGAGCACUGUUCAACAGCUUGUGAACAGGCUAAAAUGCUUAAAUGAACUGACAGGAUUCAAUUUAUUGCAGUUUUUCCCCACUUCAAAUCAAAGUCUAGUGAGUUAAGAGGAAAAAAUAAAUAACAUAAAAAUUCUCUUCUCCCAAAAUACAGGGUAUAUGGGUUUAAGAUUUUAUUCUUAAAAGUAAACAUGUAAGGAAAAAAAAUAUGCUUGUGUACUCUGCUUAUUCAGUCUCAGGACCAACUAGCUUUGACUACAUAUUUGUGCUGCUAUUUAUCUUGAAUGUUUUCAGCAUUGAACUAAUUCUUGCAUCUAAAAGUAAAUUUGCUACUGCUGAGCAUGUGGUAUUCCAAACUAACACGCUCAGAAUAUGUGUAUAGGGUAAAGGAAAAAAGGAAGAUUCGCACCUUAGCUAAUCCUAAAAGAAAAGCAAUGGCUUUGCUGGUGUUACAUGUACUUUGAGAGCUGUUUUAUUUCGUAUCUAUAUUACUUUAUACAUAAUAUUACAGCACAAGGUGCUCUAUGGCUUUCUUCAUACUAGCUGCAAGACCCAGCUCGAUGCAGAUCAGCAGUAAAUUAAGGAGAGGAGCCAGCAGCAGUGUACAGACAGCGCAGCUCACCCUUCGUUUAGCGGGUGGGAGAGGUUUUACAUCUAAAGCUGCACUAUAAAAUUCUCUGUAUCUACUGAGGUGGUCUCAUUUGCUGGUGGGAGGAGGUAGGCAACCACCCACCAUCAGCAUCCCAGCAAAGGAAUGUUUUAGUCUCAAUAUUUUUGUAAGUAUUCAGCUUGUAGGGGAAGGAUCUUUUAAACCUCUCCCCCCUAAUAAACCACAGCUGCAAGAAACGCACUUGCUGAUCCUGUUAUACAAGGCAUCUUUUAAAAGGUACCUUUUUCUUUUAAGCUGAAACCAGUGAAUGAAUUGAGCGCUUGGCCAGUGUCAUCAAUAGGAGUUGCGUCAAAGGUCUUCAGAAAAUAGUGGAAGUGGGAUUAGUCUAGAAUAAGAUUUAAAAUUCCGCUAGACUGGACAUUUGGAGGAGAUGGUGUUUGUAAAACAGCCAUCGGGAGUUCUCUGCCAUUCAGGUUGGCUUGGCGGAUUUCCAAGCAAAAGAAAGUGGCAUUUAAAUCUUAUUUUAGAGCACAGGUAUAAUUUGGUCAUUGGGAAACUGAGCACACGCUUUAAGGAGUACCAGAAAUAUUAUCUGUGGGCUAAAAUUGUUCCUGUGAAGUCUGCUAUUAGCCCUCUCCAGAAAGUACAAGAUGCCUUUUGUUUCAUUUCCUUCAUCAGACAGCUGCUUAACAAAUGUCUAGCUUUAAAAGGGCAUUGAAAACAAAUGCCUUUCCGACUGCAGUUCUCUCAAAGACCAUCUGGGCGAGGAAAUUUGUGACGAGUUUGUCACAGUGUGACUGACUUACCUUCUUUUGCAGGGAAGUUUCUGAUGAUUAUUGCAACCAAUCAACACAGGGAACAGCACAGGCACAAGCUGAGCAAAAAUUAGGUUUUCUGUGGUGAUCCGUAGCUUUCAGGAAUACGUGCCAAGGACUGCUUCAUCCCCACAAAAUUAAAGUUUCAUUCAGCUCGCAUUUUCCCUACAAAUUUGUGUGAAAUUAGCUCAGUCUAAACCAGAGCAGCAGUGGAGGCUUGCAUAUAUUUUAUCACUUAUGAAGUUAGAGGUAGUCAGGAAGUCUCAACUGAGUAUAUUUUUGACAGUACAAAAGGCAGAGGCCAGAACUACCAGCUUUCAGCUACAGGCUCUUGCGCAUCCUCAGCUGUUUGAGAUCAAGCUGGUAGCCUUGCCUACAGUAAAAUCUGUUGUUGUUCUUCUAUAGUUGGUUUCUACUCUGCAGGAGGGGUUUUUUUCUUUCCUUUUCCCCCUGCUGAGCACAAUCUAAUGCCAAAGCCUACGCUGGAUGCAAGGGUAAAGCUCAGCUUCCAUACUCUGCUAAACUAUGUUCAGUAUCAGCGUCCUUGAUAAGGCAAGUCCUAUUCAAACAUUUCACGGGCUACUAGAAUACCAACACUCAGGUGGAAUAUUUAAAAGGAAAUUAUAAAUUCUAGAUUGUGGUUGUGGCAAAUUAAUUUUACAACAAACUUUUCUCUCCCUUUUUUCUUUGAAAAAAAAAAAAAGUGUUCAUGUAAGCACUUACGAUUUGUCAAAUACAUACUUCUAUAUUUUUUUCCACAAAUAAAUCUGGAAAAAAUUAUUGGAAAUUGAACCGAUCCUUAGAUUUUUAACACAGCCUCAGGCCAACAUCUAGGUUAAGCUUUUCUUGCCCUUAUACCGUUUAAUUUUUCAAUCCAUAUGACAGAGAAUAUUAGAUGCUGAUGUAAGCAUGGAAAUGCUAUGCAGCAAGACUUUUAGAAAGGAAUAAGACCCGUGUGUGCAAAAAUUUAAGUAGCUGCGCAACAGCUCAGACUGUAACAAAGGUACAUGGGUCAUGUUACUUCACUUCCAGUUAGACAGUCAUGAACCUCUUGACCCUUAAAUCUUCUCUGCCUGUAAACAUGCAAUUCGAGCUUUUAAACAUUAAAAUACUAAGGCCCAUAAAUUAUACCACCCAGCAUCCUGCCCUCUUAAGUUGUUUGUCCCACACUGUACAGUUCUGAGCUACCGCCUGAGCUAGAGAGUGGGGGGGGGCAACAGACAAAAUGAAAGCCAGUUGCUGUCAGGGGCUUUAAGAAGUUUUACAAUUUCUUUGAAAACUACUACCAAGAAAUGAUUUUUAAUUCUCCAUCAGUCGUGCAGAGGGAUAACUGGAGAUAGUGUCUUCAGAGUUCUGACAUUCUGUUUACUUAUGCACUGCAAAACCUUUUCUCUGUAUUAUUAGUAUUUUUUUUUUAAAUCCUACUUUAAAGCUCCAUCCAAGCCCCCAUAAUGCUGCUGUUUAUAGCUCAGGGUGAGACACCCCAGACACACACAUCGCCCAGGUCGUUUUGUUCGGAAGACGUAGGUCAGUCCGUGGUCAAUCCAACCCAUCCCUUCUGAAAGACUGGGUGAGCGGUGGUACAUGGAUGAGUGGUGGUACACGGAUGAGUGGUACCAACAGCUUCUAUCCCAUCUGCCCCGAGUCUGAGAUUCAGCCCUUGUUUCCUGAUGCAAGUUUCAUGUAACUAUUUUGUACAGUGAUUAUGCACUUGACCACACAAUCGAUGUGAUGUUUGAGCAGCCAGCUGUUCAGAACUAAGUUUGUGUACAUAUGAUAGAGAUUUUCAUCACUUAGUCAAAAAGGACAUUUAGAUUGUUUGAUGAUACCAAAGAGCAGUAGAAUUCCGAGGUUAACAUUUGCUUUAUACAUUCUCACUUCAGGACAGCUGAAGUGAUCACGUAUACUUUGAUACACCAGAGGCUUAUUUUUAUACCCAUGAAGGCAGCUACCAUCAUGUUACACAUCAGAACGCAGAAAGAGCUCCAACUAGAGAAAGCUCAUUCACUUUCCUGUAGUCCAUAGUGAUGUAUGUUCAUUUAAGUUUGUCAUAUUUAUAAUUAUGGCUUUUAUGAAGUUCAAAAUAAAAUGAGUUUUCCAUUAAUUUAUUA